Dentiscutata erythropus is the source of this 780-nucleotide messenger RNA. NCBI's taxonomy places the organism in Eukaryota, Fungi, Glomeromycota, Glomeromycetes, Diversisporales, Gigasporaceae. The record is from the annotation of a GenBank genome assembly.
AUGGAUUAUAAACCUCCUUACCCGAUCAAUGUGAUAAUAACUCCAAGUUCACUAGAAAAGUAUAAUCGCCUAUUUGUAUUUCUUUUACGAAUAUUACGAAUGGGUGUGGUAAGUCGUCAUAUAUAUCGGCUCUUACAUGAUCGGUACCUUAUUGAUGAUAAAGAUACUGUAGAAGACAAGAAUCUGGCGCAAAAAUUUCGAUUUGAAGCACAACAAUUUAUUUCAGCACUUCAGGGGUAUGCAUUCGACGUAGCAGUAUCAUCUACUUGGUCACAUUUUGAAAAAUAUUUGAAAAAAGUUAAAAAGGAAUUAAAAUUUCAAUUAACGCGUGAACAUUCAUAUGGUGCAAGCCCUUUAGACAGUCAAUCGGAUUCCUUUUCAACUGAUUUCAUGGAUGAUAUUGAAGAAAACAAUGAUGUUGAUACUAGUGAAUGCGUUAGGGAUCUUGCCUCAUUGCGUGCCUAUCACAAUCACGUUCUAGAUCGCAUGCUUUUUCAAUGUCUACUUUUAAAGGAGCAAGAGCCAAUUACGGAAAAUCUUGAUAGAAUUCAGAUUCUAAUACUCGAAUUUGCAAAAGAUUUGCAAAUACGACGUUCUCGUACAUUUGAUGUACAUAUGCGAUUCGAAUAUUGGAGAAAGAUCAAAAAUUUAUAUGCUCAAUUUCGCUUACAUGUAGGGACGGCGUUUACUAAUUUCCCCCCCCCACGUUUCUAUUGGCCAACGAUAAAUCGCAACGUGACUUUACAAACCAAUCAAAAAAUGAUAAUCUUUCGACUUUGA